Messenger RNA from Cuscuta epithymum, 358 nucleotides. The record is from the annotation of a GenBank genome assembly. Lineage: Eukaryota; Viridiplantae; Streptophyta; Magnoliopsida; Solanales; Convolvulaceae.
GAAGAAAAUGAUGACUUUGACGUUCUAGACUGGUGGAAGUCAAAAGAAAGAACGUUCCCGAUUUUAGCACGGAUGGCUAAGCAAGUACUAUCAAUGCCGGUUUCAACAGUUGCUGUGGAACAAGAAUUUAGUUCGGCCGGGAACGUCCUAACGGCAUCUAGAUCGAGAUUGAGCGCGGAGUCUCUUGAGACGCUUAUAUGCUACCACGAUUGGUUGAAGGCCGCACGUAGAACUCAAGAAUUGAGCAUCACCCCCUCCCAAGAUUUUAUGGAUGACUCAACAACCGAUGGUGGCUCUACCUAUGCCGGAGAUUCCGAUUGAUUAGUAUUUUAGAAUUUAUUACAAAAUGUAUUUUAUA